Drosophila busckii is the source of this 3192-nucleotide messenger RNA. RefSeq names its product probable phospholipid-transporting ATPase IF. Lineage: Eukaryota; Metazoa; Arthropoda; Insecta; Diptera; Drosophilidae. Gene Ontology annotation, cellular component: endoplasmic reticulum; plasma membrane; trans-Golgi network. Gene Ontology annotation, molecular function: magnesium ion binding; ATPase-coupled intramembrane lipid carrier activity; ATP hydrolysis activity. The record is from RefSeq and is a predicted model, not a curated record. The transcript is spliced from 7 exons. Gene Ontology annotation, biological process: phospholipid translocation. Bases 1 to 3192 code for a protein of 1063 amino acids.
AUGGCCAAGCAAAAGCAGGACAAGCCACUUAGUAUUAAUAUAGGACAUGUGCCGCAACAAAAGCAACGAAAACUAAAUCGCGUCAAGACAACCAAAUACAAUUGGUUAACUUUUAUACCUUUGAACUUUUAUGAACAAUUUCGACGUGCUGUCUACUUUUACUUUCUGCUUGUCACUAUCGUUUCCUUUUUCGUUAAUGAUACAAUGUCGCCCAUGGUGUCGCUGCUGCCGCUGCUCUUUGUUAUGAUUGUAACUGCUCUAAAGGAGGGUCUGGAGGAUUAUGCACGUGCCAAAAGUGAUCGUAUUGUGAAUAGUACAAGAGUAACUCUCAUGCGUCAGGGCAAGCAAAUUUCAAUAGAUUCGCAGUUCAUAGUGCCUGGUGAUCUAGUUCUAGUCAGCAGCGCCAGCGAUGUGCCCUGUGAUCUUGUUCUACUGCACUCCACGUCUAAGGAACAACUCUGUUUUGUCAACACUGCCAAUUUGGAUGGUGAAACGAAUUUGAAAACUAUACAUGUGCCUACAAAUUAUGAUUAUAAUGCCGUGCAUAUGGGCACAAUUGUCUGCGAGCCCGCUACACCCGAUUUGUAUAGCUUCAAUGGACGCAUAGAGCUGUCAGCGGGUACACAAACCAUUCCUUUGACCAUCGACAAUCUGCUGCUGCGUGGUGUGCGUCUUAGGGGCCAGGAGCGUGUGGUGGGUUGUGCCAUUUACACGGGCAUGCAAACCAAACUGCAGCUCAACAGUCGAUAUACGGGCAACAAGUCUGCCUCGAGUGAACAGUAUAUCAACAAAUUUAUUAUAGCUCUUAUACUGGGCAUGGUGCUGGUAGUGCUUAUACUCUAUCUUAUAUCACGCCAAAAGGCCGCUCAUGUUUAUCCCACAGCUUACUAUUUGGGUCCGCCUGUGGAUUAUAAUAGCAUACUGCACAUAAUAGAGGACUUUCUAUCAUUUCUUAUACUGUUCAAUUACAUGAUACCAAUCUCUAUGUAUAUGAACAUUGAGCUUUAUCGCGUGUUUGGCGCUCUCUUUAUGAAAUCUGAUCUGAAUCUUUAUGAUGCGGCUACGGAUCAGCCAUGUAGUGUAAAUGCCUCCAAUUUAAAUGAGGAUCUGGGUCAGAUCAAUAUACUUUUCUCCGAUAAAACGGGCACGCUAACCAAAAACCAAAUGAACUUUCUGCAAUGCUUUAUCGCUGGACAUAACUAUCUGCUACAGCAUACGCUACUAUAUAGUCCUAGUCAGGAUAAGAGCUACGAGCUAGGCUCUAAGCAUUCUGAUAGCUUCAAUUUCUUUGAGGCCCUAGCGCUUUGUCAUACUGUGGAUGUGUUAGAAGAUACUUCAGAUACUGCUGACGUUACUUCAGCAGAGCUUGAAAAUCUAAUAACCAAAAAUAUAGUUGAACGCUAUCAAGCAUCCAGUCCAGAUGAAAAGGCUUUGCUGGAGGGCUGUGCCAAGCUGGGAUUAAUCUAUCAAGGCAACGACAAUGGCAACAUACAGCUCUUGUUCGCUGAAGGCAGCGAGCAAAAGCUGGAUAAGCUGCAAUAUGAGCGUCUGCAAGUGCUCGAGUUUAGUUCGGAGCGUAAGCGCAUGAGUGUAAUAGUUAGAGAUGCUCAAGGUAUUAUCUGGUUGUAUAGCAAGGGAGCAGAGACAUCCAUUUUGCCACGCUGCUUGCCUCAGGGUUUAAUUACAGAAACUGAUGCGCAAAUAACGCAAUAUGCCCAGCAAGGUCUACGCACUUUGGCUGUGGCCAGAAGAAUCCUAACAGAGGCAGAGUUUAUGGCAUUCGCUGAGGCAUGUCGAGCUGCCAAUACUGAGCUAAGCAAUCGCAAGGAACUGUUAGCAGAGUGCUAUGAACGCAUUGAAGUUGAUCUGCAGCUAUUGGGCGCUACAGCGUUGGAGGAUGCGCUACAAGACGAUGUGGAUCAAACGUUGAUCUCGCUGCAGCUGGCAGGCUUAAAAAUCUGGGUGCUAACAGGCGACAAAGUCGAGACGGCACUCAAUAUAGGCAUGUCCUGCAAGCAUAUACCACCCACAGCUGAGGUGCACUUUCUGCUUGGCCUAAGCGAGCAGGAAGCUUUGACGCAGCGCCUGCAGCAAUUGGAGCUAGGUCUAGCUCAGGCAAACAAACCCACCGCCUUGGUCAUAGACGGACAAAGCAUAAGCGCAUUGUUGCUACAUACGCCAGAGCAAUUUGCUGACUUGGCGCUGCAAUGCAAGGCGGUCCUCUGCUGUCGUUUGAGUCCGCUGCAAAAGAGUGAGAUUGUUAUGCUGAUCAAGAAGCGUGGCAAGCAUAUUACCGCGGCAAUAGGUGAUGGUGCCAAUGACGUGUCCAUGAUACAAGAGGCGCACAUUGGCAUCGGCAUAAUGGGCAGAGAGGGCAAACAGGCGGCGCGUAGUGCAGACUAUGCCAUUGCCAACUUUGGCAUGUUGCGGCGUUUGUUGCUAGUCCACGGACAUUACAAUUCGGAGCGCUUGGCGUUCCUUGUGCUGUUCUAUUGUUAUAAGAAUAUUAUUAUAACCGGCUGCAUGGCGUUGUUUCAGCUGUAUGAUCUCUAUUCGGCUACUUCAGUUUAUAACGAGCUAUUCCUGUGGCUUUUUGAUAUUAUUUAUAUAUCCUUUAGCUUCACAUAUCUGGCCAUGUCUGAGAAACAUUAUAGCGAAGACAGGUUGCUCAGUCAACCCUAUUUAUAUCAAAGGAUUGCACACAACAAACUCAGCUCCUGGCGUACCUUCAGCCUAUGGAUAUUCAUUGGCGCCCUGCAGACCUUCAUCAUCUUUUACUUUGCAUAUGCAUUGCUUUAUGACAACAACAUCAUCUUUGAUCAUGGCCAACCAGCUGAUUUUUCUACUUUUGGUACUAUGCUCAUAACAGUUCUCGUUAUUGUGGGCAAUUUGAAGCUGUUGUUAGUGUCGCAUUAUAUGAGUUAUCUGAACAUUGCUUUUAUAAUAUUUUCCAUUGUCGCCUUUAUGCUUAGCACUUACCUGUACAAUUUGUUUAGCAGCAAUAGCCUCUAUCAUGUUUUCAAUAAGUUUCUCAGCUCGCCACCCAUUUGGUUAUACAUUGUUAUUUGUACAGUGUCCUGUCUAUUGCCUGAUUUUCUCCUCAAAGCUGUUAAUGACAUGUUCCUCGAGGUUCCUGUAAAACAGAACAAAGAAAAUGAUGUUAGGCAAGCUUCAAAAAAAUCUAAAGCUUAG